Phycodurus eques (leafy seadragon) is the source of this 963-nucleotide messenger RNA. Its product is annotated as follistatin-related protein 1-like. The record is from RefSeq and is a predicted model, not a curated record. Bases 1 to 963 code for a protein of 320 amino acids. Lineage: Eukaryota; Metazoa; Chordata; Actinopteri; Syngnathiformes; Syngnathidae. Gene Ontology annotation, biological process: multicellular organism development; regulation of BMP signaling pathway; cell differentiation. Gene Ontology annotation, molecular function: calcium ion binding; protein binding. The transcript has 10 exons.
AUGGAUGUGGGUCAGGUGGUUGGAGACAGGGGAACACCCUUGUCCCUGCAGCCCAAUGACGGGGCAGGCAGGUUGGGGGUGUGGGAGCUGCAGAGCAAGAGCAAAGUGUGUGCCAAUGUCUUCUGUGGGGCAGGCCGGGAGUGUGCGGUCAAUGAGAAGGGAGAGCCCAGCUGCCUGUGCAUAGAGAGCUGUAAGCCCCACAAGAGGUCAGUAUGUGGCAGCAACGGUAAGACCUACAGGAACCACUGCGAACUGCACAGGGAUGCCUGUCUGAGCGGACUGAAGAUCCAAGUGGCCCACGACGGACACUGCCGCGAGAAAAAGAGUGAACAGGCAGCUGCCAGCCCAGUGGUGUGUUACGCUGCAGACCGCAACGAGCUGAGGAACCGUGUGAUCCAGUGGCUGCAGACUGAGGUAGUCCCAGAUGGCUGGUUUGUCAAGGGCUCCAACUUCUCUGACAUCCUGGUCAAGUACUUCAAGUCGUACGACAGCGGCGAUUCCACGCUGGACUCCUCUGAGCUGCUCAAGUUCAUCCAACACAAUGAGUCAGUGGCGACUGAGAUGCAGUCCUAUGCCGACCAGGAUAGCAACGAGCUGCUUCGGAGUCUCUGCGUCGAUGCCCUCAUUGAGCUGUCCGAUGAGAAUGCCGACUGGAAGUUGAGCUUUGAUGAGUUUCUCAACUGCCUGAAGCCCGGAUUCAACCCGCCUGAGAAGAAAUGUGCCUUGGAGGAUGAGACUUUCGAGGACGGCGCAGAGACACAGGUGGAGUGUAACCGCUGCGUGUGUGCAUGCGGCAACUGGGUAUGCACUGCUAUGACCUGCACAGACAAGACAGCUGCUGUGGACGAGUCAACAGAUGAUGGUGCGGAGAUGACAGAGGAGGAGUGGAACCUCCGCGUGGCCGAGCUGAACAAACACCAGGAAACAGUGGAGAAAAUGAAAGCUAGCACAAAGGAGGCGUAA